AACUCUGAACUGAGAGAGCGGCUGAGCAACAUUCACGCUGAGUCCCGCUGCGUCCCAGAACCCUCCACUGGGCUCAUAAACCUCUCUGGCCCCCUACAGGUGGGUGUGGGACAUGCAUGAUGAUAUGCAUGAUGACACACCCUCCCGUCCAUAUCAGCAUCAUCAGGUUUGCAAAAUUCCGCUAACUGGUCGGAGGAUUCCGGAUUCCAGAGGAUUCUGGAUUUCAUCCUUAUUCCCUCCUAAUUCUAGGAAUCUAAACCGUGAUUUCUGGAAAAACCUGGGAAGUUACCAGAAUUGUGCAACCCUAAUCAUCAUCACUGGCAUUAUUAUCUAAUGAGAACAGGCUAUAUGAUUAUAAUAGGAUAUAAUCUGCUGGCCUUAGUCCCAAUACAACAGCUGUUGACCCACUCACUGCUUGUUUAGGCCCCUCUGUAAUGAUGAGUGAUUAUCAUCACAACAUCUCCUUAGUUGUUACAGAGUAACAGGUUCAGCAGUGUUUUCUACUCCUAACUGUUACAAUAUGGAUGGUUAGUGUUGACAGCUCUAACUCCUACUUAUCAAGCUGAGUGUUGAGACAACAACUGAUUAGAAGAUGAGACUGAAGGGAUUGUUAGUUAGGUGUUUGGGUGUAAACUGUAAACACCUCUCCUUCUGUUCAGAGUCAGUUGUUAUCCUCAAGAGCUCACACACACACACACACACACACACACACACACACACACACCACACACACACACACACACACACACACACAUACACAAACAGUGAAUCAGAGUCCGUUGGUACCCUCAGGAGCUUACUGUUGUGUAUAUUUAAUCAGAUCUGAUGAUAGGGUACAACCUGAUCCUGUUAAUCACAUCCCUGGAUGCUUCCAAUACAUACACACACUCACAGACACACACACACACACGCCCACACACACUCACACACACACACACACACACACACACACACACAGUUAGUGAUUCUAUUAUGGUCAGAGGAGGUUCCUCAGAGGAAGGCUUCCCUGUUUCCUCAUCAUUAAUUGGUCCACAGAGGCAUCAGAGAAUCAACAAGUAGGCCUAAUGCACUGUUUGCGUCCCCCCCAUGGGCCCUGGUCAACAGUACUGCACUAGAACAGGAAUAAGGUGACAUUUGGGACGCAACCUGUAUGUGUGUUCAAUUCACACGGUCACACUAUUCUUUGGAAAUGUGCAUGUUUAUUCAUGGUUUAUUGUUUCAGCCAGUAAUGUUUAUUCCUUUUGAAAGUUGUAACAACAGGAGAAUGAGUUAGAAUUAAUAUAUGUCUAAACCAAACUGAAUUAAUCUAAACCUAAACCUAACAGAAUUAAUCUAAGCCUAAACCUAACUGAAUUAAUCUAAGCCUAAACCUAACUGAAUUAAUCUAAGCCUAAACCUAACUGACAUUAUGUUCUCCUCUUAUUAGAAGCAAGACUCCACAGAUGGAUCCCACCCCCUAGUUCACCAGGCGUCCAAUGAGAGCAGAGCGUCCAUCACAGAGUCUCUGUCGGAGUUCUUCGAUGCUCAGGAGGUUCUACUGUCCGCCAGCUCCUCGGAAAACGAGGUCAGUGCCUGACUGGGAUGAGGAGGGAGGAGGAGGAGAGAGGAGGGAGGAGGAGGGAGGAGGGAGGAGAGAGGGGGAUGGAGGAGGAGGGAGGGGGAGGAGGGAGGGAGGAGGAGAGAGGGGGAUGGAGGAGGAGGGAGGGGGAGGAUGGAGGAGGAGGGAGGGGGAGGAGGGAGGAGGAGGAGAGAGGGGGAUGGAGGAGGAGGAGAGAGGGGGAUGGAGGAGGGGGGAGGGAGGAGAGAGGAGGGAGGAGGAGGAGAGAGGGGGAUGGAGGAGGAGGGGAGGAGGAGAGAGGGGGAUGAGGAGGAGGGAGGGGGAGGAGGGAGGAGGGGGAGAGAGGGGGAUGAGGAGGAUGGAAGGGGAGGAGGGAGGAGGAAGAGAGAGGGGGAUGAGGAGGAGGGAGGGGGAGGAGGGAGGAGGGGGAGAGAGGAGGAGGGAAGGGGAGGAGGUAGGAGGAGGUGGGAGGGGGAUGAGGAGGAGGGAGGGGGAGGAGGGAGGAGGUGGAGAGAGGGGGAUGAGGAGGCAGGAGUAACAGACAGAGAGCUGGAGGAACAUUUUGUCUGGAACACACGUCAGACUUCUGGCUUCAGACUUAAUGAGGCACCUCCAGUCAGAGCUCUGAGCUACAGAACAUGUUCAGUAUGUUUUCUGUCCCUGUGUGAAAGUUAAUUACCCCCAUCUAAAAAUAAAAUACCCUUACUGAGGAGAGGAGAGGAGCUGAGGUUUACAUUUGUCAGUGUCUCCUCAGGGACCGACCGCCCCCCCUCUUCCCCCUCCCUCCCCCUCCGUUCUCAAACGCACUGGCUGCGUCCCAAAUGGCAUCCUAUUUCCUAUUUAGUGCACCAUUUUGACCAGGACCCAUGGGGAAUAGGGUGCCAUUUGGAACAGUCCCAUAUGUUGUGACAGGACGUUAAAAGGGACCUGACAGUUUCCUGGUUCCCGACUCUCUCAGGUGGGCGCUGUUAAAAAGGUAUAUUUGAUUUAUUCUUUAUAUUCCAGGCCUCUGAUGAUGACUCAUACAUCAGUGACAACGUGAGCGACAACAUCUCCAUGGACAACUUCAGCAACGAGACGGAGAGACCUAACUCGGGUAAGGGAACACUUUACCAUUUGUGUUCCAAGUGGCACCCUAUUCAAUGUAUAAUGUACUACUGUUGACCAGGGCUCAUAGAGCUCUGUUCAAAACUAGUGCAAUAGGGUGCAAUUUGGGACGUGUUUUCCUGAUUACGUAGUGACAUACAGUAGUUAUGACCACUAAUAUCCUCUUCCUAACCCUCCAGGCUGUGAAGAGAACGGGACCCUUCUGAGAAGACGCAGGUCGUGUCUCCCGUCAGCCAGCCCUAACACCAGUAACAUCAGUCUAUGGAACAUCCUUAAGAACAACAUAGGGAAAGACCUCUCCAAGGUACCAUGGACUUUUAGCUUUAUUUCUGUCUACUUUGUUGGUUUAUUUAUUUUCUGUUGUGUUUGUGAUUUGUUUCUGCCUACGUAGAGCGUUGAGAUUCCUCUGUAAUGAAAAGCGCUAUACAUUACAAAAUGUCUUAUUAUUAUAAUUACAUAAUUACAUUUGGUUUUCAUGACAUUAUUACAUAAUUACUACAUUUGUAUUAUAAUGAAGGUGACCAAAUCUAGCUUUGAGAUUGCUGUGUAAAUGUGUUGUUAUUAUUAUUCAGGUGGCUAUGCCUGUUCAGCUGAACGAGCCCCUCAACACCCUGCAGAGACUGUGUGAGGAGCUGGAGUACAGCGAGCUGCUGGACAAAGCUGCUAACACACAGGACCCCUUUGAACGCAUGGUGAGAGGGGAUGUGUACACACACACACACACACACACACACACACACACUGGACUCCUUUGAACGCAUGGUGAGAGGGGAUGUGUAUACACACACACACACACACACACACACACACACACAGGACCCCUUUGAACGCAUGGUGAGAGGGGAUGUGUACACACACACACACACACACACACACACACACACACACACACACACACACACACACACACACACACUGGACUCCUUUGAGGGAAUGGAGAGAGAAUAUGCUCUGAACACACACACACACACACUGACACAGGACUGCUAUGAAGCCCCUAAAUAAGAUCUGGUGCAACCAAUUACCUUCAGAAGUCACAUAAUUAGUUAAAUAAAUCUAAGUGUCACAUGAUCUGUCACAUGAUCUCAGUAUAUACACCUGUUCUGAAAGGCCCCAGUGUCUGAAACACCACUAAGCAAGGGGCACCACCAAGCAAGCGGCACCAUAGCUCUCCAAACAGGUCAGGGACAAAGUUGUGGAUACAGAUCAGGGUUGGGUUAUAAAAAAAUAUCAGAAACUUUGAACAUCCCACGGAGCACCACUAAAUCCAUUAUUAAAAAAUGGAAAGAAUAUGGCACCACAAUAAACCUGCCAAGAGAGGAUCGCCCACCAAAACUCAUGGACCAAGCAAGGAGGGCAUUAAUCAGAGGCAACAAAGAGACCAAAGUUAACCCUGAAGGAGCUGCAAAGCUCCACAGCGGAGAUUGGAGUAUCUAUCCAUAGGACCACUUUAAGCCGUACACUCCACAGAGCUGGGCUUUAUGGAAGAGUGGCCAGAAAAAAGCCAUUGCUUAAAGAAAAAAAUAAGCAAACACGUUUUGUGUUCGCCAAAAGGUGUGUGGGAGACUCCCCAAACAUAUGGAAGAAGGUACUCUGGUCAGAUGAGACUCAAAUUGAGCUUUUUGGCCAUGAAGGAAAACGUUAUGUCUGGCGCAAACCCAACACCUCUCAUCACCCUGAGAACACCAUCCCCACAGUGAAGCAUGGUGGUGGCAGCAUCAUGCUGUGGGGAUGUUUUUCAUCGGCGGGGACUGGGAAACUGGUCAGAAUUGAAGGAAUGAUGGAUGGCGCUAAAUACAGGGAAAUUAUUGAGGGAAACCUGUUUCAGUCUUCCAGAGAUUUGAGACUAAAAUGGACUAAAAUGGAUUCAGGAUUUAAGACAUUUACAUUUACAUUUUAGUCAUUUAGCAGACACUCUUAUCCAGAACGACUUACAGUUAGUGAGUGCAUACAUUUUGUUUUCAUACUGACAUCAGUACUUUCCUGAUUUGAUGGCGCUUUGUAUUCACUGACCAGUUUUCCUGAAGCUGGAGACAUCUGCCUUUGAAGACAUCGGACCAUUCUACAGUAAUAAAUCUGUGUGGAAUAUAUUUCCUGCAGAGGGCUUGUUCCAUUUGAAAUGAUGAACUUGUGUUGUGUUGCUGGCUGAGUGUGAAUGACAGUCAUAGGAUCAGAGCUAGACCCAAAGAUCCCAGCCUCCCCGACCAAUACAAGUUGAAUGGAGUUUGUCAGUUUGUCAGUUUGUCAGAGAGGUGGGCGUCAUAGCGAUGAUCCGUGAAGUGAACUAGAGAAAGGGGCAGAGGUGACAAUAAAUACAGCUGCAUCCCAAAUGGCACCCUAUACCCAUUAAGGCUCUGGUCAAAAGUAGUGCACUUGGGAAAAGGGUGCCGUUUGGGACGCACACACAGUGUGGAACAGUGUGCUCUCUUCCUCCUCUUGCUGCAUUAUCAGCAGGCAGAGCCAUACAUCAAUCAACAGCUAGGCAUUAGUUACAGACAGAGGUACAGUAGGGCUACAUCCAUCAACAGCUAGGCAUUAGUUACAGACAGAGGUACAGUAGGGCUACAUCAAUCAACAGCUAGGCAUUAGUUACAGACAGAGGUACAGUAGGGCUACAUCCAUCAACAGCUAGGCAUUAGUUACAGACAGAGGUACAGUAGGGCACAUCCAUCAACAGCUAGGCAUUAGUUACAGACAGAGGUACAGUAGGGCUACAUCCAUCAACAGCUAGGCAUUAGUUACAGACAGAGGUACAGUAGGGCUACAUCCAUCAACAGCUAGGCAUUAGUUACAGACAGAGGUACAGUAGGGCUACAUCCAUCAACAGCUAGGCAUAGUUACAGACAGAGGUACAGUAGGGCUACAUCAUCAACAGCUAGGCAUUAGUUACAGACAGAGGUACAUAGGGCUACAUCCAUCACAGCUAGGCAUUAGGGUUACUUCCAUCAAUAGCUAGGCAUUAGUUACAGACAGAGGUACAGUAGGGCUACAUCCAUCAACAGCUAGGCAUUAGUUACAGACAGAGGUACAGUAGGGUUACUUCCAUCAAUAGCUAGGCAUUAGUUACAGACAGAGGUACAGUAGGGCUACAUCCAUCAACAGCUAGGCAUUAGUUACAGACAGAGGUACAGUAGGGCUACAUCCAUCAACAGCUAGGCAUUAGUUACAGACAGAGGUACAGUAGGACUACCAAUCAACAGCUAGGCAUUAGUUACAGACAGAGGUACAGUAGGACUACCAAUCAACAGCUAGGCAUUAGUUACAGACAGAGGUACAGUAGGGUUACAUCAAUCAACAGCUAGGCAUUAGUUACAGACAGAGGUACAGUAGGGCUACUUCCAUCAAUAGCUAGGCAUUAGUUACAGACAGAGGUACAGUAGGGCUACAUCCAUCAACAGCUAGGCAUUAGUUACAGACAGAGGUACAGUAGGGUUACUUCCAUCAACAGCUAGGCAUUAGUUACAGACAGAGGUUCUGUAGUGCUCUCUAGAGUACAGAAACCAAACUCUACCUUAUUUAUUAGUUAUUAUUAACCUGUGUGAUGACAAAUUAUUAUGAUUGACAAAUUAUUGAAAAAAUUAAUGACAACAAAUUAUAUUAGUUAUUAAGCUGUUCAACCACUUUCUCCAUCACUUGUGUUAGUUUGCUUGCAACCCGCUCAGCACUUUUGCCAUGGGUGAAAUCUGUCGUGGACAGACUACUUAACACAGCGUUUCCCAAACUCUGUCGUCUUUGGGACCCAAAGGGGUGCACAUUUUGUUUUUUGCCCAAACACAACACAGUUGAUUUAAAUAAUCAACUCACCAUCAUGCUUUGAUUAUUUGAAUCAGCUGUAUAGUGCUAGGGUAAUGACUAAAUGUGCACCCCUUGGUGUCCCCAGGACUGAGUUUGGGAAACACUGACUUAACACAACUGACACAAUUACGCAUGAAUUUAGUUCUCGGUUUUCGAGUUUAACUUGGGUGUAAAGGACUGUAUCAUCAGCAUACAUUUGGAUGUCCACUCCCUGGCACAUAGAAGGAAGGUUGUUGAUGUAGAAGCUGAAUGAUAAGGACCUAGGAUGUAGCCCUGGGGAACUCCAGUGGUGCACUUCCUUGGUACAGCUUCUGUCGCAGUAGACUCAUAUGCUCAGGAAAGAAAGCUUUAAUCUGUGUUGAAGAGGAGCGGCAGCAGGCAGUAAGCAGACAGCUGAAGACAGCUCUAAUCUGUGUUAAGAGGAGAGGCAGUAGGUAGCUGAAGACAGCUCUAAUCUGUGUUGAAAGGAGAGAUAGCAGGUAGCUGAAGACAGCUCUAAUCUGUGUUGAAGAGGAGAAAUAGCAGGUAGCUGAAGGAAGCUCUAACCUGUGUUGAAGAGGAGAGAUAGCAGGUAGCUGAAAGAAGCUCUAAUCUGUGUUAAAGAGGAGAGACAGCAGGUAGCUGAAGACAGCUCUAAUCUGUGUUAAAGAGGAGAGGCAGCAGGAAGCUGAAGACAACUCUAAUCUGUGUUGAAGAGGAGAGACAGCAGGUAUUUGAAGACAGCUGUAAUCUGUGUUGAAGAGGAGAGAUAGCAGGUAGCUGAAGGAAGCUCUAAUCUGUGUUAAAGAGGAGAGACAGCAGGUAGCUGAAGACAGUUCUAAUCUGUGUUAAAGAGGAGAGGCAGCAGGAAGCUGAAGACAACUAUAAUCUGUGUUGAAGAGGAGAGACAGCAGGUAUUUGAAGACAGCUCUAAUCUGUGUUGA
Messenger RNA from Coregonus sp. 'balchen', 7383 nucleotides. The record is from the annotation of a GenBank genome assembly. Lineage: Eukaryota; Metazoa; Chordata; Actinopteri; Salmoniformes; Salmonidae.